AUGUCUAAUCUACAGUGGAUUAUGGCACGAGAGCCGAGGCCGUCCCGGAAACUUUCGGGCAAGUCAGUACUCUCUCUCGGAAUUCUCAACGCCGCCGACAGCAUUCGUGCCACUUGUUUCCCAAACCCACUCCGACGAACUCCGAAGCUCUGA
Messenger RNA from Pyricularia oryzae 70-15, 153 nucleotides. RefSeq lists its product as uncharacterized. The coding region runs from base 1 to 153 and encodes 50 amino acids. Lineage: Eukaryota; Fungi; Ascomycota; Sordariomycetes; Magnaporthales; Pyriculariaceae. The record is from RefSeq and is a predicted model, not a curated record. The transcript has a single exon.